Neoarius graeffei (lesser salmon catfish) is the source of this 390-nucleotide messenger RNA. RefSeq names its product potassium voltage-gated channel subfamily E member 1. NCBI's taxonomy places the organism in Eukaryota, Metazoa, Chordata, Actinopteri, Siluriformes, Ariidae. Gene Ontology annotation, molecular function: transmembrane transporter binding; voltage-gated potassium channel activity involved in ventricular cardiac muscle cell action potential repolarization; delayed rectifier potassium channel activity. The record is from RefSeq and is a predicted model, not a curated record. The coding region runs from base 1 to 390 and encodes 129 amino acids. Gene Ontology annotation, biological process: membrane repolarization during action potential; regulation of ventricular cardiac muscle cell membrane repolarization; ventricular cardiac muscle cell action potential. Gene Ontology annotation, cellular component: membrane. The transcript has a single exon.
AUGCUAGCACAAAAUCAUUCAGAUGUUCAAUCUCUCCUGCUCUCCUUGCUUCAGCACUAUCUUAAUGAAACCUGGAACCUUCCAGCACCAUCUCUCCUUCCUGCUGCUCACCAGCCAGCUGAGCCUUUCAGUGCAGUGGCAGUUAAAGCGCAGAGUCACGGGUUCAUCUACAUUUUACUGAUGGUUGGGCUCUUCAGCUUUUUCACCUUUGGCAUCAUGUUCAGUUACAUGCGCUCUAAAAAGCUGGAGAACUCUCAGGAUCCAUACCACCAGUAUAUAGCUAGAGACUGGGUGAGCGUGCUGGCUCCGUCUAUAGCCAUAGCUCAGGCUCUCAAAAAGGAGUCUGUGGUUAUUGGAAACCCUGCAGCCCUGGAGCACCUGCCGGGAUGA